AUGUUAGAGGAUUAUGUGAGCAAACUGGAUGAAUUUUUAUUACCCUACCAAGAUGAGAAGCAGCAGUCUGAUAACUUUAUCCAUUGCAAUGGUAUGAUGGCUUGCAGCCCUUUUUUAGACAAAGCCUGUAGAGUUCCUCUUGGUCGUGCUGGAAAUUUAUGUAUCAGUGAGCAGUUAUAUGGAUAUACACCCAGUAAUUCAUACUCUCCAUGUCUUGUACUGACACUGCGUUUGCCAAAAGAAUUACGACCAGUUCCAUUUUCGCGCAAUGAUACCAACUUUCCAGAGAAUCUUGAUGACACUGAUGAUAUAGGACCAUGGACAUUGCCAAUAACAUGUGAAGGAGAUACUCCUGUGGACCAAGAAAAUAUGGGUGAAGUGAUUUACACCCCAACAGAUGGCUUUCCUCUGUACUAUUAUCCAUAUCAUGGUCAGGAAAAUUAUUUGUCACCUUUGGUGUUUAUCAUGUUCAAAGGAAUUCAAAAAUCAGUUGCAGUGACGAUCAAGUGUUCUGUGUGGGCAACCAACAUUAGAGAAGAUGCCUACCAUACCACAUUCAGUUUGUUACUUGAUUAA
This is a messenger RNA of Acanthosepion pharaonis, 576 nucleotides long. The record is from the annotation of a GenBank genome assembly. NCBI's taxonomy places the organism in Eukaryota, Metazoa, Mollusca, Cephalopoda, Sepiida, Sepiidae.